AUGCCUGACAUUUCAGUCGAUAUCCUGGUGAUUGGCGCUGGCCCAACUGGUUUGGGCGCUGCGAAAAGACUCAAUCAGAUUAAUGGACCCUCGUGGAUGAUAGUCGACUCGAAUGAGAUUCCCGGAGGUCUUGCCUCUACCGACGUGACCAAGGAAGGAUUUCUGUACGAUGUCGGCGGACACGUCAUCUUCUCCCACUACAAAUAUUUCGACGACUGCAUCGACGAGGCUCUCCCGAGCGAAGACGACUGGUAUACACAUCAGAGAAUAUCCUACGUCCGCUGCAAAGGGCUAUGGGUCCCAUAUCCCUUCCAGAACAAUAUCUCUAUGCUGCCUAAGGAGGAUCAAGUGGUUUGCAUGGACGGCUUGAUCGAUGCUGCCAUGGAGGCAAGAGUAGCGAACACGAAGCCCAAAAACUUCGACGAGUGGCUUGUGCGGAAUCAAGGCGUUGGUAUUUGCGACAUCUUUAUGAGACCUUACAAUUUCAAGGUUUGGGCUGUACCAACCACGAAGAUGCAAGCAGAAUGGCUAGGCGAACGCGUAGCUGCUCCGAAUUUGAAGGCUGUGACCAAGAAUGUUAUUCUAAAUAAGGUCGCUGGCAACUGGGGACCCAACGCCACCUUCAGAUUCCCUGCCCGGGACGGUACUGGCGGCAUCUGGAUCGCCGUGGCGAAGACCAUUCCAGACGAGAAGAAGCGAUUCGGCAAGAAGGGAACCGUGAAGGCAGUCGAUGCAGACAAGCAGCAGGUGCUAAUGGAGGAUGGCACCACUAUCCGCUACGAACGACUCGUCAGCACCAUGGCCAUCGACUCCUUAGCCGAAGCUAUGAAGGAUGAAAAACUCAUCGGCCUCUCGAAGGAAUUGUUCUACAGCAGCACCCACGUCAUUGGUGUGGGUAUCAGAGGUUCGCGGCCCGAACGGAUUGGCGACAAAUGCUGGCUCUACUUCCCUGAGGAUGAUUGCCCCUUCUACCGAGCGACCAUCUUCUCCAACUACUCCCCUUACAACCAGCCACAGAAGGAUGUCAAGCUCCCCACAUUACAGUUGGCGAACGGAUCUCGAAGACAGAGCAUGCAGGCCAAAGAAGGCCCGUACUGGUCAAUCAUGCUGGAAGUCUCCGAAUCCAGUAUGAAGCCUGUCAACCAGGAGACCCUCCUCAAAGAUUGUAUCCAAGGUCUUGUCAAUACCGAAAUGCUCAAGCCCGAGGACGAAAUUGUUUCAACCUACCACCGUCGCUUCGAUCACGGCUAUCCGACUCCGAGCUUAGAGCGUGACGGGGCCCUCAAACAGAUGUUGCCUUACCUACAGGAAAAGGGUAUCUGGAGCCGUGGCCGUUUUGGUUCUUGGAAGUACGAGGUCGGCAACCAGGACCACUCAUUCAUGCUUGGUGUCGAGGCAGUCGACCACCUCGUCAAUGGUUCAGUAGAACUGACCCUCAACUACCCUGACUUUGUCAACGGUCGGCAGAAUACGGAGAGACGACUGGUGGACGGAGCACAGCUGUUCGGCAAGCAGAAGACGAACGGCAGUGUGGUUGUUGGAAGACGGAUGACUGGCGGGAAGACUGAGCUGGGAGGCCGGGUCGAGACCAGUGGAAAGGAGGCCCUCAAUGCGAGCAGCCGGACCGCGACCGCAAUGAAAGACGGAAAUUCUCGAGUCCUGAAUCGUCAAUGGUGA
Messenger RNA from Cladophialophora yegresii CBS 114405, 1677 nucleotides. RefSeq lists its product as uncharacterized. Bases 1 to 1677 code for a protein of 558 amino acids. The record is from RefSeq and is a predicted model, not a curated record. The transcript has 5 exons. Gene Ontology annotation, molecular function: oxidoreductase activity. Lineage: Eukaryota; Fungi; Ascomycota; Eurotiomycetes; Chaetothyriales; Herpotrichiellaceae.